Panicum virgatum (switchgrass) is the source of this 576-nucleotide messenger RNA. RefSeq lists its product as uncharacterized. Lineage: Eukaryota; Viridiplantae; Streptophyta; Magnoliopsida; Poales; Poaceae. Gene Ontology annotation, molecular function: nucleic acid binding. The transcript has a single exon. The annotation marks the transcript as partial. Gene Ontology annotation, biological process: DNA integration. The record is from RefSeq and is a predicted model, not a curated record.
GAACAUAGAGUGUCCACGGCUUAUCAACCCCAAACAAACGGACAAGCGGAAACUUCAAACAAGCAAUUGAAGGAUAUUUUAAAGAAGACCGUGGUAAAAGGAGGAAAAGAUUGGUCGAAGAGACUAGAUGGUGCACUAUGGGCAUAUCGUACGGCACACAAAACCCCGAUUGGUACGACUCCUUAUCAAUUUGUUUAUGGAAAAACAUGCCACUUGCCGGUUGAACUAGAACAUAAGGCGUAUUGGGCGAUGAAGGAGAUGAACUUUGAUGCGGAAGCCGCUGGAAUUAAAAGGAGAAUUCAAAUAAGCGAAUUGGAGGAGUUAAGAUUGAAAGCGUACAAUAGUGCAUCAAUUUACAAAGAAAGGAUGAAGAGGUGGUACGACAAACGAUUACAAAACAAGGAAUUCAAAGAAGGAGACAAGGUCCUACUCUACAAUUCAAGAUUCAAACUCUUUGGCAAAGGAAAAUUACAAAGCAAAUGGGAUGGACCAUACGUCGUACACUCGGUUUCACCCACGGGAGCGGUGACAAUCAUGGAUGCGAAAGGCGACCAGUAUGUGGUGAACGGACAGCGA